Molecule: messenger RNA, 1497 nt
Organism: Aspergillus mulundensis
Lineage: Eukaryota; Fungi; Ascomycota; Eurotiomycetes; Eurotiales; Aspergillaceae
Product: L-ornithine N(5)-monooxygenase
Exons: 2
Coding region: 1-1497 (498 amino acids)
Biological process (GO): intracellular iron ion homeostasis
Source: RefSeq, a predicted model, not a curated record
AUGGAGCCCCUUCAGAGGAAGUCCGAGGACUUUCAGAGCUAUCGCAAGAUGCCCCUGGCGCAGCAACGUGCCCCUCAACGCUUGCGGCCUACCCCCCCGGAUGAGCUGCAUGAUCUGCUUUGCGUCGGAUUUGGCCCAGCGAGUCUGUCGAUUGCGGUAGCUCUCCAUGACGCCCUCGACCCGUGCCUAAACAAAUGUGCUCCCACCUCCGGCUGGCAGCCCAAGGUCGCUUUCUUGGAGCGUCAGAAACAGUUCGCCUGGCACUCUGGAAUGCAGAUUCCUGGUGCCAAAAUGCAAAUUUCCUUCAUCAAAGACCUUGCCACUCUCCGUGACCCUCGCAGCAGCUUCACUUUCCUCAACUACCUCCACCAGAAGGAUCGCCUGAUCCAUUUCACCAACCUGAGCACCUUCCUCCCGGCCCGGAUGGAGUUUGAAGACUACAUGCGCUGGUGCGCCAACCAGUUCUCGGAUGUUGUGUCUUACGGCGAAGAAGUGAUUGAGGUGCUCCCCGGCAAGUCGAGCCCAGACAGCCAUGUAGUCGACUACUUUACCGUUCUAUCCCGCAACGUGGAGACCGGCGAAAUUUCAUCGCGGAGUGCGCGCAAGGUUGUGCUUGCCCUUGGAGGCAGUGCAAAGCUGCCGGCCGAGCUUCCCCAAGAUCCCCGGAUCAUGCACUCGUCCAAGUACUGUGCGGUCUUGCCCAGUCUGCUCAAGGACAACGACGAGCCCUACAACAUCGCAGUCCUAGGAAGCGGCCAGAGUGCUGCUGAGAUUUUCCAAGACCUCCACAGGCGGUAUCCCAACUCCAGAACGUCCCUCAUCAUGCGAGAUUCCGCCAUGAGACCUAGUGAUGACUCUCCAUUCGUGAACGAGGUUUUCAACCCCGAGCGAACGGACAAGUUUUUCAACCUCUCGGCCUCCGAGCGCCAACGUUCCCUCAAACAAGAUAAAGCCACGAACUACAGUGUCGUCAGACUCGAGUUGAUUGAGGAAAUCUACCACGAAAUGUACCUCCAGAGAGUCAAGAAUCCCGACGAGACCCAAUGGCAGCACCGCGUCCUCCCCGGCCGCAAGAUCACACGCGUCGAACAUUACGGACCCAACAAGCGGAUGCGGGUGCAUGUCAAGGCAGUCAAGGAUGGCAAGGAUAGCCUCGUCGGUGACGGAAAGGAAGUCUUGGAGGUGGAUGCGCUCAUGGUCGCCACCGGCUACAACCGCAAUGGCCACGAACAGCUCCUCAGCAAGGUACAGCAGCUGCGACCGGCGACGCAGGAUCGCUGGACCCCGAGCCGGGAUUACCGCGUUGACCUCGACCGGAGCAAGGUCAGCGCCGAUGCUGGGAUUUGGUUGCAGGGCAGCAACGAGCAGACGCAUGGACUGAGUGACAGCCUGCUGUCGGUUCUGGCCGCGCGAGGUGGCGAGAUGGUGGAAUCGAUUUUCGGAGAGCAGCUUGAGAGCGCGGCGGUGCCGGACACCAGGUUCCGCGCAAUGCUGUGA